GGAGACGACCUGUGUGCAGAGAGGGUGCUAGCAUACGCCAUGGUGAUGGCUGUGUUGCUCAACUUUAUGUUCCCACCAUCUUCUCUAGCGGUUUCGGCCAUUUCAGCAAUAAGCAUCGUGACAGUAGCAAACGCUGGCUUCUCCGAAAUUAGAGGGAAGCAUUUGAACUAUUCAAAGUUUUGGAAUGUGAAUACCAGUGGACAGAGGGAAAUCAAGUUGUCAAGUAAAGUGGGUAUGCUUAUGCUGUAUACUCCUGCUUUUCUUGCUGGUUUUGCUUCCUUUUGGAUCUUUCCUCAUGAGGGUGUUAGAUCCACCAUCCUUCAAUCUGCUGUCACCCUUCAUUUCUUCAAGAGGAUAUUUGAGGUUCUGUUUAUUCACAAAUUUAGUGGCGGCAUGCUUCUUAAUUCUGCAAUCCCCAUCACUUCGAGUUAUUUCCUAUCAGCUGCGACUAUGGUAUAUUCUCAACACCUAACACAAGGGCUUCCAGAACCACAAAUCAAUCUACUAUAUCCUGGGAUUGUGUUGUUUCUAGUGGGCAUCAUAGGCAACUUCUACCACCAUUACCUUCUAUCCAAAUUGAGGGGAAAUGGUGAAAAGGAGUACAAGAUUCCAAAGGGUGGCUUUUUUGGGCUUGUGAUAUGCCCCCACUACCUUUUUGAGAUUAUUGUGUUUUAUGGGAUUUCCUUCAUUUCUCAGACACUAUAUUCAUACUCUUUUGCUAUAGGCACUACUUUCUACUUGUUGGGUCGGAGUUAUGCAACUAGGCAGUGGUAUCUUUCUAAGUUUGAAGAUUUCCCAAAUAAUGUCAAGGCUGUCAUCCCAUUUGUAUUCUAAAUGUUGUAAGUAUAAAAUAAUUUAAGUUAUUGUAUUGGCAGAUUUUGGCAUUGGGAGUUUUGAAUUUGGGGUUUUUGAAUUUUUCUCAUUUUAGUAACAAGUGUAUUAAGUGCCGAAUCCUUGUGCUGCCAUGUUCCAUGUAAUUACAGAUUAAGCCCACUUGUUAUGCUAAUUUGUUUUUACUUUUAAUUACAUAAUUAAUUUUUUAUUUUUAAAGUUUUGUAAUAGUGAAAAUAAAAUAGAAGUUAUUUUAACAUACAAAUCUUUAAAAAUAAGAAACAGAAUGAAAAUAAAAUAAAAAAUAUUUU
Molecule: messenger RNA, 1142 nt
Organism: Abrus precatorius (Indian licorice)
Lineage: Eukaryota; Viridiplantae; Streptophyta; Magnoliopsida; Fabales; Fabaceae
Product: very-long-chain enoyl-CoA reductase
Exons: 2
Coding region: 40-834 (264 amino acids)
Biological process (GO): lipid metabolic process
Molecular function (GO): oxidoreductase activity, acting on the CH-CH group of donors
Source: RefSeq, a predicted model, not a curated record